Molecule: messenger RNA, 1410 nt
Organism: Medioppia subpectinata
Lineage: Eukaryota; Metazoa; Arthropoda; Arachnida; Sarcoptiformes; Oppiidae
Source: the annotation of a GenBank genome assembly
AACAACGACAAACUGUCGACACCGCCAUCGAUAGGUCGGAUCACUGGCAGCGCGUCCAUCGAAACGCUGGUACGGGUGGGCAUCGAGAAAGAGCACGGCCUGUCGCCCGACUCCAAGAUGGUUGUGCUCCACGACUUCCAGCCCUGUGUGGACGACGAGCUGGAGGUCCGUAGGGGACAGUUGGUGAACGUACUCUACCAGGAAAACGACUGGGUCUACGUUAUCGCCGCCGACAAUCACUCCGAGGGCUUUAUACCCCACUCGUACUGCGCGCCCGNCCUGUCGCCCGACUCCAAGAUGGUUGUGCUCCACGACUUCCAGCCCUGUGUGGACGACGAGCUGGAGGUCCGUAGGGGACAGUUGGUGAACGUACUCUACCAGGAAAACGACUGGGUCUACGUUAUCGCCGCCGACAAUCACUCCGAGGGCUUUAUACCCCACUCGUACUGCGCGCCCGUCGAGAGCCAUUUGGCCGCUCUGGCCAUGAAUAUCAAGCACAAGAAAAUGCCCCGCAGUAUAGCCGGCGGCGAGUAUGACAACUAUGGGCUGAGCGGUGGGGGUGGAGGUGGAGGCAGUGGUUUUGGUGGCACCGUAUGCGGCGAUCAACUGUCCAUCGCUAAGAGCGCCGGUACGGGCGGCGGCGGGAGUGGAGGCACUCAUAUCGGCGGCAAUCAGUCGGAGUUCGAGUGCUUUCAGGUGCAUAUGUUGGGCGGCGGGUCGGGCGCCGAGUGUCACCCGUUUUUCAAGGACCCCGCGGGCAGGUAUAUAGUGUUGUAUACGUUUAUAGCACGCGAUGAAAACGACGUGUCCGUCGAGAGGGGAGAGUUUGUGACCGUUUUGAAUCGGGACGACCCCGACUGGUAUUGGGUGGUCCGCUGCGAUGGCCAGGAGGGCUUCAUACCAUCCGGUUUUGUGUGUCCGGCCGAUAUGAUACAUGGUUUGUGUGAUUCAUAUCUGUUAUAUCAUGAUUAUUGUCACUCAAACGGUCAGUCCAACACAAAUACGGGCAAUAAUAAUAACGUCGGUCACCACAACACCACUGCACACAUCGGUAUCGUUGGCAAUGGAAGUGGCGGUGGAGGCGGAGGUUUAGUAACCGGAAUGGGAUCGGGAAGUGUUGGACCCGUUAUGAACGGUUCGACAACGAGCGGCACAGGCGGUGGAGGAGGAGGUCAGGCACCCGCUGGCGACCAAUCGGAGCCGCGAUUUCACGGCACAGAACUAGUGAUGCUCUACGACUAUAAGGCACAGGCAUCGGACGAUCUGUCCGUACGGCGCGGCGAUUGGGUUUACGCCGACCUCAACGUCCAGAACGUGGACGGAUGGCUCUGGGCUUUCGCGCCCAAACACCGCAAGUAUGGUUUCAUACCCAAGGCCUACGCCCGGCCCCCAGCCAUGACCUCCCUUUGA